Molecule: messenger RNA, 4657 nt
Organism: Sander lucioperca (pikeperch)
Lineage: Eukaryota; Metazoa; Chordata; Actinopteri; Perciformes; Percidae
Gene: ano2a
Product: anoctamin-2
Exons: 28
Coding region: 207-4148 (1313 amino acids)
Biological process (GO): chloride transmembrane transport
Cellular component (GO): plasma membrane
Molecular function (GO): chloride channel activity; protein dimerization activity
Source: RefSeq, a predicted model, not a curated record
CAGCUUCUUUCCCUCCCGUACGAAACGGUCAGGGAAUUAGCUGCCCUGUGUGCGCGCGCGUGUUAAGCCAGGGGUUCCGGGAACGCGCGCGGAUUGUCCACCAUCUCAGUCCAUCGUCAGGCUGUGCACCUCGCGCGUCUUAUCAUCCACCUCUAUAGCGAAGCAUUGAUCCUCCACGAGCACUGUGAUGAAACGGAAAAGAACAUAUGCCUGUCACCAAAGAAAUGAGUGAGUCGUCAUCCUUUCACUCAGCGACGCUUGUGUCAUUGGCCCGAUCGCUGUCCGGGCUUGGGCUUGAUGCCGCCAAUGGAGGCCCUAUCACCCCUCUUGACAAUGAUGAGCCCCCUCCUCCGGAGUCUGGCAUCGAUCUAGGCCCUGGGCUUUUUUUUGCCGAUGGCAAGAGAAAAGUGGACUAUGUCCUCUGCUACAAAUACAAAAAAAGGCGGGCAUCCAAGGCACGCCUUUCCAUUGCAUCCAAUGGAAGUAUACCCUUUUCGAUGCCAGGCCGUUGUGAAACGGAAGUAGAGUCUGGGGAGGCAGGUGCACCUGCAGGAGAUGAGGAGUCAAAGCUGUCUGAGGAGGAAAAGGCUAUGAUGAGGGAGGAGUUUGAAGCGGGUCUACUGGAAGCUGGACUACAGCUAGAGCGUGAUAAAAUGAGGGCAAAUUGCAUAUGGGUUAUUCGGCUGCACAUCCCAUGGCCAACACUCAGUCGAGAAGCAGAGCUUCAGAAGAUCAAAGUUGCUGUGAAAAAGAAGUGUGAAUUGCGGAAACGGAUGGGCAUUGCUGGGAUGUGGGAUUCCAUUAUUGGCAAAGUCAACAUACCGUUUCAACCAGAUGUCCCUGACUUUGACAUCCACAGAGACUCACAGACACGCAUCCACUUCAAAACCCUCAAACACCAUUUUAUCAGAGACAAGCUCCACCUGUACGACAUCAAGUCAACAGACACCGUAUUCGACAACGCAACACGCAGCAGAAUAGUGGCUGAGAUUAUUUCACGCACUACCUGCAGACAAACUUGCCAAACCACUGGCAUCAGCUCAUUAUUGGCUCGGGGUGUCUACGACUCUGCCUUCCCUCUGCAUGAUGGGUCGUUCACAAGGAGAGGACGAAAGGAUCAGCGAAAUGACAGACAGCUCCUCCAUGAAGAAUGGGCUAACUAUGGAGUCAUGCAUAAAUACCAGCCUGUGGACCUGAUCAGGAAGUACUUUGGAGAGCAGAUUGGUUUGUAUUUUGCCUGGCUGGGUGUUUAUACUCAGCUCCUCAUCCCUCCCUCUGUACUGGGCAUCAUUGUCUUCCUGUACGGCAUAUUCACUGUGGAUGACAAUGUGCCAAGCCAGGAGACAUGUGAUGACAACCUGAACAUCACCAUGUGUCCACUGUGUGAUGUAGUGUGUGACUACUGGCGUCUGAGUACAGUGUGCUCACUGGCCCGAGCGUCAUACCUGUUCGACAAUGGAGCCACUGUCCUCUUUGCCAUUUUCAUGUCUCUGUGGGCUGCUUGUUUCCUUGAGCACUGGAAAAGGCGACAGAUGUGUCUGAAACAUAUGUGGGACCUGACGAGCUUGGAGGAUGAGGAGGAGCGAGUCCAGGAGGAGCUGAGGCCUGAAUAUGAAGAAGCUGUACAGGAGAAAAAAGAUAAGGUUAAAGCAACGUCUAAGAAGAAGUUAAUUCAUGCUGGGGAGGGUGUAGAUGGAGAAAAAGACCAGAUGCUGGCCUCGCAGGAACCAGACUCCCUGGACAUUGAGGAUCACCUGUCAGGUUAUCUCAUCAAUGUGUCUACCCUACUACUACUGAUCUUCGUAACCUUCUCAGCAGUGUUUGGGGUGGCAGUUUAUCGCAUCUGCAUGUUAAGUGUGUGGUCCAUGAACCCUGAUCCUGAAGCCAAGGCCAGCGUGAGAAUGACCGUCACCACCACAGGCAUCAUUCUAAAUAUGCUGGUCGUUCUGGUGUUGGAAGAAGUCUAUGGAGCGAUCGCUGUGUGGCUGACUGAACUGGAACUUCCUAAGACAAAGGAAGAGUUUGAAGAGAAGCUGAUCUUUAAGUCUUUCUUCCUCAAGUCCAUGAAUGCCUUUGCACCUAUUUUCUAUGUGGCCUUCUUUAAGGGCAGGUUUGGUGGGCGGCCUGGCGAUUAUGUUUACGUCUUUGGAGACUAUCGCAUGGAGGAGUGUGCUCCACCAGGCUGCCUCAUCGAGUUGUGCAUCCAGCUAAGCAUGAUCAUGCUCGGAAAGCAGCUAAUCCAAAACAAUGUGUUUGAGGUUCUCAUACCUAAGCUAAAAAAGAUGUACAGAACAAUACAGGAAGAAAAAGUAAAAAAGAGAGCAGCAGAAAAUGAAGAGAAUGACACAGAAGAGAAGAGACCAAAGCAACAAUAUGACAAAGAUUACGCCCUUGAACCCUUUGAAGGCGUGACCCCAGAGUACAUGGAAAUGAUAAUCCAGUAUGGGUUUGUGUCUCUGUUCGUUGCCUCCUUCCCGCUGGCGCCAGCGUUCGCUCUGCUUAACAACGUCAUUGAGAUUCGCCUCGAUGCUGCAAAAUUUGUCACUGAGAUCCGACGGCCUGAUGCUGUGAGGUGUAAAGACAUAGGGAUUUGGUACAACAUACUCUGUGGAAUCAGCAAGUUCUCUGUCAUUACCAAUGCAUUUGUCAUCUCCUUCACGUCAGAGUUUGUUCCACGAAUGGUUUACCAGUACAUGUACAGUGUAAAUGGCACCAUGAAUGGCUACACAGAGCACUCACUGUCCUACUUUAAUGUCAGCAACUUCGCACCGGGCAGUGCACCCACCACCACCCUGAUCACCGGAGUUUCUAUGUGCAGGUAUAAGGACUACAGAGACCCACCGUGGGACCCAGAUGCCUACACCUUCUCGAAACAGUAUUGGUCUGUCCUGGCUGCAAAAUUGGCCUUUGUAAUAUUCUUCCAGAACUUCGCCAUGUUCCUCAGCAUGUUGGUGGCUUGGAUGAUCCCAGAUGUACCACGAUCUCUGCGGGAACAGCUGAAGAAAGAGAACAUGAUGCUGAUGGAGUUUCUGCUAAAUCAAGACCAAGAAGCACGUACCAAAUCUCACCCCUCAAAACGCUCCAAUUCCUGCUUCCCCGCCAUCGUUGUGAUAGAGGCACCACAGGAAGAACAAGAGGAGGAGCAAAUAGAGGAGGAGGAAGAAAGAGUUGAGAUCGAGCUGGAUGAACCAAGACGGAGCAGUGACAGUGAUCCAGAGCUUGGGAAGUCAUUCGAAGAAGUUGAAGAAAAUAGACAGUUAGAGCGAGGAGGUGAAGAAAAAGAUGAGGGUGGAGAGGUAGAAGAGGGAGAAAAGGAAAAAGAUGUAGAAGUGAAUGAAGAGGUUGGAAUGGGGGAUAAUGAGCAAGAGGUAGGAGAAGAAAAAGAUGAAGCAGAACAAAUAAAAGAAGAAGAAAAGAAAGUUGAAGAGAAGGCAGUUGAGAAGGAAAACUUUACUGUUGAUCUGGAUGCCUUCAUGAGAGAGCUGGGCCUGUUAGAUGAGGAACCCUCAUCGAGCACAGCUAGAGAUACAGAGCUUCCCCGCUCGGAGUCCAAACAGGAGUACCAGAAAGACCAGGAGCCUCAGUCUCAUCGAUCAUCUAAAGGAGGCUCAUCCCAGAGUCUGAAGGGCUCCAGAGCAGAAAUGACAACGUCAGAUAUUGACACUAGGCCCUUCUCACUAAUUGCUCCUCCACCCAGAGAGCCAGCCUCAAGGGCGAAGGCCCGCUGCUCCACCCUGCCUUCUCGCCACAAAGGGUCUGAGGCUUGUUACAGUCUGCCACGGCCCAGCCACUCCACCAGCCUCACCAGGUUCCAGCAGGCAGCCACACUUAUUCCCCUGCUUCCACUGGGCUCUUCUUUAUCAGCCUCAUCCAAUCCACUCUCUGCCCCUCACACACCUGUGUCACCCACAGAGUCCCCAUCAGCCCAAGAGGCCAAAGCCCCCAGUGAACUAUUUGCGCUGAAAGGCCCUCCGGCUCAACAGCCCCGCUCCAGGGUCAAAGCCCGGAGCUCCACGCUGCCUCCGCGACAAAGAGCCCCUGGUCCUGAAGAGCACUCUACCAAGCCUAGCCAUUCCACCAGCUUUACUAAACUGGAGGAUGGCAUCCCCCCUUCCUCCAGUGAACUGAAGCGCAACAUGCCAAUAUGAAGGGAGCUGGGUGGCAAGGGAAAGGGACAGAGGUUGGCAGAGGGAGGGGGAGGACUAUCCAGAUUAGCCUCUCCCGUCUGUGCCUGGAGCCUCACCUCCAUCUGUCCUCCCUAUCUGGAUACAUAAUACCUGGGGUCUGAAGGAGACCAUCCCGAUAAACUGAACGUCCUUUUUAUCCUCUUAAUCUUCAAUGUUUUUACCACUCAUGGGGUUUAGGGCUGACCCUGACAAGGGGAGUGCUGGACAAUUCAGAGAAAUACUGCUCUGAAACUCUCCCUGCCAUGCCCAUAAACAAUACCACAGGAACUUUAACUCUUUCUAUUCCUGAUUUUUUUGUUUUUGGGUUGUUUUUUUGUUGGUUUGUUUUCACAGCUCAAUAGCCACAGCUCCUUUGUUAUUUUUAGUCCCACACGUGUAUAUGUAUAUACAGCACAGCUAGUAUCAACACUAGUAUAAACACUUAUGCUUGUAGAUCUACCGUUUAUUUUUAGAGGUUUUGAUAUAUAUAU